UCCGUGUGACUCGUAAUAUGUGUCAAGAGUGUGAGGGAAGAUUUCUCUAUGUAACAGACUGAAGCUAAUGUGUUUAACAGCAGAGCUCAGAAAAACAGAGGUUUGUCGAAGUAACAAGGUUUUCUCAAUUGAAUCCAUCACUGCAAAAACGGGACUUAUGCGAGAACAGUGCACUUGUCAAUAAAACAAAGAUUUACCAAGGAAACUUCUUGUCAGGAGGUGGUGAAGGAAAUAAGCCGGACAAGUCAGAAGAGGAUAUUUAUUUUGGGAAAUCGUAAUAUGAAAAAGGACCAGGUCGAGAUAUUAGGUUUUGUCCCUCAGAAAGAGAUCGUCUAUAACAAACUUCUCCCGUACGCAGAGAGACUAGACCGCGAAUCAAAUGACAUUUUGGCCCAGAUUAAAGGGAACUUGGGUAGGGCUGUCCAGCUUCGAGAAUUAUGGCCCGGGGUUUUGUUUUGGACCAGGAAACUGUCCACGUACCUCCGUCUAUAUGGGAGAAAGUUCAACAAGGAGGACCAUGUGUUCUUCAUCAAGCUUCUGUACGAGCUGGUCACCAUCCCCAAGCUGGAGAUCAGCAUGAUGCAAAGCUUUGCACGACUUCUCGUCAGCUUACUGAAGAAGAAAGAACUGCUUUCCCAGGAUGACUUGGAGUUGCCUUGGAGGCCUUUGUACGAUCUCUAUGAGAGUAUCCUGUACUCCAAAACUGAGCAUCUUGGUCUUAACUGGUUCCCAAAUUAUCGAGCAGAAGCCUCAACUAAACAAAAAAUGCUUAAUUUUGUGCGCAAGCGCUCAGUGGAGAACGUGUUAAAGACACUAGUCAAGAGCUGCAGGCCUUAUUUCCCUAAGACUGCCACACAGGAGAUGCUGGAUGAGUGGCGGCCGUUAUUGUGCCCAUUUGAUGUCACUAUGCAGAAGGCCAUUAGCUACUUUGAGCUUUUCCUGCCCACCAUCAUGCCCCCAGAACAGCACCACAAAGGCUUCAAGUUAUGGUUUGAUGAACUCAUAGAUCUGUGGGUCUCAGUCCAGAACUUGCCUGCUUGGGAGGGUAAUCUUGUAAAUCUUUUUGCUCGUCUUGCUAAUGACAACAUUGGUUAUAUAAACUGGGAUCCAUACAUUCCCAAGAUCUUCACCAGAAUACUUCGUAGCUUUAAUCUGCCUGUUGGCACCAGCCAAAUGAUAGUUCCCAGGUACGUGACCAACUCUUACGAUAUUGGUCACGUUGUCCUUUGGGUUUCAGCCAUGCUGGGUGGCUCACAGAACCAGGCCCAGAAACAACUUAAUGGGCUCUUCAGCAGUAUAGCAUCCUUUUACCACCCCUCCAACAACGGCCGAUGGCUGAUGAAGUUGAUGAAGCUUCUACAGCGUCUGCCUGCCAGUGUGGUUCGGCGGCUACACCGGGAACGCUAUAAGAAACCUUGCUGGAUCAGUCCUGUUCCCCCCAGCCACAGGCUCACUGACCAGGAUGUGACCGAUUUUGUAGAGAGCAUGAAGCAGCCAGUGCUAAUGGCCAUGUUUAGCAAGACAGGCAGCAUGGAUGCAGCCCAGGCCCUUCAGAAUCUCGCCCUUAUGAGACCGGAGCUGGUCAUCCCUCCUGUGCUGGAGAAGACGUAUCCAGCUAUGGAGACCCUGACGGAGCCACACCAGCUCACCGCCACUCUCAGCUGCAUGAUUGGCAUGGCGCGCAGUCUCCUCAGUGGUGACCGGCAUUAUCCUGAAGGGCCGGCACACGUCUUGCCCCUGCUUAUGAGAGCCUUGCCCGGUGUUGACCCCAAUGACUUCAGCAAAUGCAUGAUCACGUUCCAGUUCAUUGCUACUUUUACUACUUUAGUGCCUUUGGUGGAUUGUUCGUCAGCCCUCCAUGAGAAGAAUGACUUGACAGAGAUGGAGAGAGAGUUGUGUUCAGCCUCUGCAGAGUUCGAAGACUUUGUUCUGCAGUUUAUGGACAGGUGUUUCGCGUUGAUUGACAGCAGCACACUGGAGCAGACGCGCGAGGAGACGGAGACUGAAAAGAUGACUCAUUUGGAGAGUCUGGUGGAGCUGGGGCUCUCAUCCACAUUCAGCACCAUUCUCACACAGUGUUCCAUGGAGAUCUUCAAGGUUGCUCUUGAGAAAGUCUUCAACUUUGCCACCACCAACAUCUUUGAGACACGUGUUGCAGGCAGGAUGGUGGCCGACAUGUGCAGAGCCGCUGCUAAGUGUCACCCUGCUGAGUCUCUCAGGCUGUUUGUACCACACUGCUGCAACUCCAUUACUCACCUUACUGCCAAUGAGGAUGUUUCAAAUGAGGAAGAACUGGACAAAGAACUGCUCUGGAACCUUCAGCUGCUGUCUGAGGUUACUCGUGUGGAUGGAGAAAAGCUCCUGCCGUACCGUACGCAGCUGGUGCAGAUUCUGCAGCUAACCCUGCGGCUGCGCUGUAAGCAGGGCUACACGCUGGCCUGUAAUCUGCUCCACCACAUUCUGCGCUCCACAGUGCUCACUUACCCCACAGAUUACUGCAGUGUGCCUGGCGGGUUUAGCAGGCCUCUGCAAGAGCACCUGCCCAUUAAGGACUGGGGUCGCCCAGGAGACCUGUGGAACCUAGAGAUUAAGUGGCAUGUGCCGAGCGUGGAGGAGACAGCAUUUGUCUUCUACAUCCUGGACUUGCUGUUACAGCCAGAGCUCCAGCGCCUGCAGAGAUAUGCACAAGGAGAGCAAAACAUGAGCAGGGAUGAUGUUCUUCAGAGUCUGAAUAUAGUCCAGCACUGUUUGCUGGGAGCUGGCAGCAUGCUCCCCCCUUUAAACGGACCACCAGUCACUGGCCUUGUACCCAGCAUGAUGAGUCUGGAGGAAACAAAGCUGUACAUUGGUGUUGACUAUGACAUGUCCAGAGAGAAUUACCGGGAAGCUAUCUGCAAAGUAAUGAGACAGUUGCUUCAUUACAUUCUGGAACACUCGGAGGAUGACACCAAAUCACUUUUUGCCAUUAUCAAGAUCAUCAGCGACCUAAUGCAUUUCAAAGGUUCCCACAAACACGAGUUUGACUCCCGUUGGAAGAGUUUCACCCUGGUGAAGAAGUCCAUGGAGAACAGGCUUCAUGGAAAAAAACAGCACAUUCGAGCGCUUCUAAUCGACAGGGUUCUUCUUCAGCAUGAGAUGCGCAAGUUGUUGGUAGAAGGUUGUGUAUACAAAACCGUUCAUCAAGACCUGCUAAGGGACCUUCUGCGUCUCUCCACCAGCACCUACAGCCAGGUCCGCAGCAAGGCCCAGAACGUGUUGUUUUCAGCACUAGGCACAUAUAACUUCUGCUGCAGAGACAUUACUCCACUUGUCCUCGAGCUGCUGAAGCCCACACGGACCGAUGUCACCCAGCAACAGUUCAAGGGGGCACUGUACUGCUUGCUUGGGAACCAUGGUGGAGUGUGCCUUGCUAACCUACAUGACUGGGACUGCAUUGCUCAGACAUGGCCGGCCAUAGUGUGCUCUGGCCUCAGCUCAGCUAUGUCCCUGGAGAAACCAUCCAUCGUCAGGCUUUUCGAUGACCUCGCUGAUAAGGUCCACCGCCAAUAUGAGACCAUCGGCAUCGAUUUCACCGUACCUGAGAGCGCAGUGUUUCUGGGCCAAUGCAUCACAAACUCAAGCCAACCCACUCCCCACAUGGGCACCCCUACAGACCAGGAGCUGAAGCAGGGCCUGGCACUUCAACAGGCCAAAAACCAGGAGGCAGAGCGGAAAUAUGAACAUCUUGUGAGAGCUCUGUUGGAAUGUUUAGACAACCGGGACUUGCCUUGGAAGUUUGAGCACAUUGCUAUUGGCUUCCUGUCUCUACUCAUAAGAGAUGACUAUCCUCUACCCGCCUCUGCAGUGCGCUUCUUUGUACAGAGCCUUAACCAUGAUGCUCUUGUUGUUCGCAAGAUGGCGAUCGCUGCAGUGGCCGGAAUACUUAAACAGCUCAAAAGACCCCGGAAAAAAGUACCCAUCAGUCCAUAUGAUAAAAGUGGCGUAACAGAGCCGGAGGGGCUGGUGGCAGGUGACAGGCCAGGAAAUAACUGGCUGCAGUAUCACAGCGACAGCCUGCCACAAACCCAGCAGGCCUGGGACACUUUCUGCUUUGUUGAAAAGACACACUGGGGCUACUACUGCUGGCCAAACAAGUUGAUGGUUUAUGCCCCACCAGAUGAACAGCCCAAGAAUCUCUGUCCUGACAACAUGAGUGAGAGAGAGCGCAUUAUCUAUGACAAGUUCACAGAUCCCACAUUCAUUAAACAGCUCAUAGAGUUCUUGUCCCUGGAGGACCGAAAGGGCAAAGACAAGUUCAAUCCUCGUCGCUUCUGUCUUUUUAAGGGACUUUUCCGGAACUACAGCGACGCCUUUCUGCCCGUUCUCAAGCCUCAUAUGGAGAAGCUGGCAGGCGACUCUCAUGAGAGCACCCAGCGCUGUGUUGCAGAGAUCAUUGCAGGCCUGGUAAGAGGCAGCAAGCACUGGAGCUUUGGCAAGGUGGAGGCACUAUGGAAGUUCCUGAGUCCCUUGAUGCGAACGGCAUUAUCCAACAUUACCGUUGAGACCUACGCUGACUGGGGCACAUGUGUGGCCACAGCAUGUGAGAGCCGAGAUCCACGAAAGCUCCACUGGCUUUUUGAGAUGCUUAUGGAGUGUCCUCUCAGUGGGGAAGGAGGAUCCUUUGUUGAUGCGUGUCGCCUAUAUGUGCUUCAGGGUGGUCUGGCACAGCAGGAGUGGAGGGUCUCAGAGCUUCUGCACAGACUACUGAGUUACCUGGAGCCCAAACUCACCCAGGUUUAUAAGAAUGUGAGAGAGCGCAUCGGCAGCGUGCUGACAUACAUUUUCAUGAUUGAUGUCGCCCUGCCGUACACCCAACCUACAAAAUCCCCACGCAUCGCCGAAUUCACCGAGAGGGUGCUGUCUAAACUAAAGCCUCUGAUCGAGGGUGACGAGGAGAUCCAAAACCAUGUGGUGGAGGAGAAUGGAGUGGGUGAGCAGGAUGAAAGGACCCAGGCCAUCAAACUCCUCAAAACGGUUCUGAAGUGGCAGAUGGCCAGCGCCGGGCGCUCGUUCUCGACCCCAGUGCCACAGCAACUACAGCUACUACCCCUGCUUUUUAAGAUCGCUCCUGUUGAAAAUGACGACAGCUAUGAUGAGCUAAAGAGAGAUGCAAAAACCUGCCUGUCCCUCAUGUCUCAGGGGCUUCUGUAUCCUGAGCAGAUCCCUCUGGUUUUGGAGGUGCUACAAGAGAUCGCCGGCAGCAGCUCUUGGCACGCACGGUUCUCAGUGCUGACGUACCUACAGAUAAUGGUGUUCUAUAAUCUGUUCACCAUACUGAGCACUGAGCAGACCGUUCAGGAUGUAAGAGCACUGGUCAUCCGGCUGCUGGAGGACGAGCAACUGGAGGUGAGGGAGAUGGCUGCCACCACUCUCAGCGGAUUCCUGCAGUGCAACUUCCUAACCAUGGACGCCUCUAUGCAGACCCAUUUUGAGGCUUUAUGUAAAACCAGACUCCCAAAAAAGAGAAAAAGAGACUUGGGAUCUGUAAUGGACACAAUCCCUUCAGUCGAUCUGGUACGGCGUCAUGCAGGAGUGCUAGGACUCAGUGCUUGCAUCUUAUCCAGCCCGUAUGAUGUCCCAACCUGGAUGCCUCAGCUCCUCAUGGAUCUCAGCGCACACCUCAAUGACACACAGCCUAUCGAGAUGACCGUGAAAAAGACUCUGUCUAAUUUCCGCCGUACUCAUCACGACAACUGGCUGGAACACAAGCAGCAGUUCACGGAUGAUCAGCUUGUGGUGCUCACGGACCUUCUCGUGUCACCCUGCUACUAUGCAUAGACUGGAUGUGACCUUGUUGCUGCAGGUUUUAGUUAUUUCUUUUUAAAUUUAUAUUCAAAGAAUUUAAAAAUAUGGGGUGAUGAGAGAGGAACUCAGAUGAUUUGUUCAUCUGACGCGGCAGCAUCUGUUGCAGAAUCUCUCAAACCCAAGAGCGCAUGGGAGGAGGAGGCAUGUAUAGGCAUGAAGGAAUCACACGGUGUACUGAGAUUAAUGACCUACAAAUUCACUCUGUACGUACUGUUUGUAUGUAUAUAUAUCUACCCCGUAUUUUUGCAUUUCAACUAUACUUAAUAUUUAAGGUUCACCAGCGCAGGGAUGUACGGCCUGCAGUCUAUAAUAUUGUACAGAUAGUGUUAUUUUUUUCUCAUCCUCUGUGUGUACGUAAACUUUGUGAUGAAGGACAGAACGCCCUCUUCAUAUUCCGAUUCUCAAGCUUUUUUUCCCAUGAUCCUCAUCAUCAUCCUCUUCGAGUUAAGGUUUGUGAUAUCUGAUCUUAAGAAAGGGUCGUCUUAAACCCGGUAAUUGAAAUCAAUACAUACAGAAUUCAUAAUGUUAAGUGUUUUUUUUAUCAACACACAAAUUGCCGAUGCCACCAAAUUUGAAUCAAGCGAAAUGUGUUUUUGGUUAACUGGAAUUGUCAUUCCAUCUGUGCUUUUUUGGCAUUUCAUUCUCUGUAAGCAUGUGAUUUUUGUGACGUAAUGAGACAUCACAGACCAGCAUCUUUAAACCACAAGACCUACAUCAGUAUGGCAUAUUAAAAUUUACGUGGCGUUCUCCAGUAGUAAUUCUUUGGAAAAAGUUUGUGCUGAGCCCGUGUUAUGAAUCAUCGCCUAAGGAUGCACGUCUAAGUACUGUGUUAUUAUUGUGGUAUGUGUGAAGUCAGCUGUUUGUGGUCAGGUGAGGUACAGCACUCUGCUCACAUGCCAUUAUAACAGGGUUUUGUUUUGUGUCCUGUGCGUUUUCUGUAUUUAUUUGUGUAUGUAUUUAUGUACCGUACGUAUGCAUUUAUCUAUGCAUAAGACUGAGACUUCCACUAGUAAGAACAGCCCGAUCGGAUAAAAUUUGAGGCCAGUUGGUGCGAGAUACAUAUGCAUGUCAGUGUGAGUGUGCAUGUUUGUGGUUUGGCCGAGUUAUUCGGCUUAUCGGCAUGUGACAGGAAUGUCGAAGGUCUCCAUCCUCUCACACUGGAAUAUUUUAUUUUUUUGUCAUUAAUUUCUCCAGCCUCAGUACAGGACUACAUUAGAUCGUCCUCUGAAUCUCUCUCAGACACAUACAUGGCGCCAGAAAGGGCUUCAGGUUAUAGCCUGGUUAGUUCUGUUUUACAUUAUGGAGUGUGCAUUACAGAAUUAUUAUUUAGCUUAGUGCCAAAACUGCAGCGAUUUUUCUCUAUUUUUUUAGAUGUUUGCUUUGUUUUACUCAAGAGGCCAAUAAAUGUAUUGUUUUUAACAAAUGGAAAUGGCCUUUUUCUUCUAACGUUGGACACUAAUAUAUACUAACAUUAUUAGUAGUGCUUAGGAAAAAAUAAAGAGCCAGUACAUAAUUUGUGAUGUUGGUAAUUACAGUACCCAUUUUGUCAUGUAAUUCUUAAAGCUCUGCUCGGCCUUCAAGACCUGUUGGGAAAAUUUCUCUGCCAAUUCAAGAGAAACAAGAACAGUUAUUUUUUGCACUAUGUGAUAUCAAUUAGUUAUUUUAAUAUCUAACAAUCUAAAAUCAAAAUUAUUUUAGCAUUAUUUUUGAAAUCGAUAAAGUAAAAUGUCUGUAUGCACUUUGGUUGUAAGGAAUUUGGAGAGGGCACAUGGUUAAAGUUCCAAUGAAUUUUUUUUUUUAUGUAAUAUUGCAGUGUUUUUUAUAAACAAUUCAUCUGUGCAAGUCAUCAUUAUAUUUUUUUAAUCCAUGUGCCCUCAUAAACUUCAACCAAAAUCUGAAAAUGUACGAUCAUUCUCUGAUGACAUCAGUUAGACGGCUUGGGCGGGAGCAUCCGUUAACUCCGCCCCUCCAACUGUCAAGCCACACUCACAUUACCAGCGACUUUGUCGCUGGUCUCUUUUAAAAAGGUCGUUAGAAGGCGUUUCUUAAUCUGGUUGUCAU
Molecule: messenger RNA, 7905 nt
Organism: Paramisgurnus dabryanus
Lineage: Eukaryota; Metazoa; Chordata; Actinopteri; Cypriniformes; Cobitidae
Source: RefSeq, a predicted model, not a curated record